This is a messenger RNA of Fusarium mangiferae, 288 nucleotides long. RefSeq lists its product as uncharacterized. The record is from RefSeq and is a predicted model, not a curated record. The transcript is spliced from 3 exons. The coding region runs from base 1 to 288 and encodes 95 amino acids. Lineage: Eukaryota; Fungi; Ascomycota; Sordariomycetes; Hypocreales; Nectriaceae.
AUGUGUAGCAAUAACCCCGGAUGCACUGGCAAUGUGACAACACACGUUACUUCUUGGGCCUAUUGUACCGCAAGGGUUUACGACGCUUCAUCAGCGCGGAAUUAUGUCGGCAUUCGCCCCUCCAGGACUUGUCAAGCAGCUUUUGCGAAAACGUGGUGGGAGGAGUGUGACAGAUUGCUACUACCAUCGGACGAGAAUCGAGUAGAUGCUAACAGCAGGUCAGCUCAGUGCAAGGUCAGAAUGAGCACACAAACUUCCCAUAAGUGCGGCCGUAUGGGCGGAUCUUGA